Camellia sinensis is the source of this 552-nucleotide messenger RNA. The record is from RefSeq and is a predicted model, not a curated record. Lineage: Eukaryota; Viridiplantae; Streptophyta; Magnoliopsida; Ericales; Theaceae.
AUGGGUCACAAGAAAGCAGUUGCAGACGAUCUUCUGGCCGACAUCCCCGACACUGUCAACGCUCAACCUUCUCAAUCCCAGUCUCAACCAAAGCCAAAGUCCAAAAGACUGAAGAAGGCCCAACCUAAGGCAACAGUGACUCAGAUUAACACUGAGGACACCUUGCCGAUAUCAAAAUUGGCCGAGGCGAUCGAGCAUAGCCACUCCUUCGUGAUGCAAGCCUUUGCCAUCAAGAAAGAGUUGGCCAACAAGACUAGGGAGGCUGCAAACUUGUCUAAGUCCCUCAGCAAGGCCGAGGGCAAAAUGAAGACCUUUACAGAGCAGGCUGAGGCAGCCAAGAAGGCUCAGGACGAGGCCGAGGAAAAGGCUGAUGCUGCGGAGGCCAUUGCCAAGGUCCUUACUGCCGAAAAGAAAGAGGCCGAGGCAAAGAUGGUCGAGGCCCAAAAAAAGCUUCAAGAUGCCCUGGCCACAAAAGAGUCCGAGAUCAAGGCGAUAGAUGAGAAGGCGUAUGUCGAGGGGGCGGCCGACGUCAAAGAAGAUUACAAAAAAUAA